GUGAAAGAAAACAUUGAAAACAAUCAGGAAAGACAGAAACAACAAUACAGAAAAAGUAAAGGAGCUGUAGCAAACUCUAUCCAGAUUGGACAGACUGUUUUACAAUUAAAUAUGCUAAAAAGGACAACGAAAGGUCAUAAGAUGGAAGACACCUGACUUGGACCAUACAGAGUUAUAGAAAUGACUGCAUCUGGUGGCUGUGUCCUUCGUUGCAUCAAAACUAAUUCAACAAUGAAGCGCAAAGUUAAUAUUAGUCAGCUGAAGAUCUACACUACACCACAGAAGUCUUUUGAAUUGACUAAUGCGACAAGCAAAGAUGACGAAUCAGCUGCUACUAGGAUUAAGGGCAACAGGAAGCCAAAUUUCUCAGAUUUAGAACGUCAGCUAUUUGAUCAAAGUCUAUUACGGCUGUGGCGCACAGGAGCAAUAUGGGAGGCUUGCAAAGCUGAAGAAGACGACGAGAGAGAGGUAUGCUUACAUCUAGCUACUGGCACAAAUUGAUUAGCUAUGUUAUGGUUACUGCAUGUACUUUGUGUUUUGCAGCUUGCUGAACAUACAAGCUCUGUUGAAGAAUGUUGGCUUAGUGUCAAUGUAGACGUGGCUCUGUGGCUAGACUGUCGAACAUAUGAGAAAAAGCCAACAUUAAAACGAGUUAGUGAUUUUGUGCUAGUAAAUCCUGUUGUUCAUCAAGAGUUCAAUGAUUUUUGCAAAAGCUGAAAUAACACCAGAAUUGCAAUUACUACUAGACGUGGACUUGAUUAAGGUCUGGGAAACUGACAAAGCACUCUCACUGCCAAGGGUGUCUCGAUAUCAAAACGUGUAUGUCAACAUCAGCAGCUCUCAACUUGAUGACCUAUGCAUGUGGGUAUAUGAUAUGAGAAAGCUGUAUAACAGUAAAGGAAGAAGUUUGUUUGAGGUAGUUAAUAAGAGAGCAAGUAUGCCUCAAACAUUGUCUAGUCUAACAUCAGCUGCCGAGAGUUCACAAAGAUGGAUACAUGGUCUGGAUCUCAAUGAAACUGAUAAAUGUAUUAUACAAGGCAAGUGUGCCGACGGCUUUCUAACUGACAAGCACAUGCAUGCUGCUCAUCAGCUUCUAUUAAAGCAGUUUCCCUACAUCAGUGGACUAGAGUCAACACUCCUUUGCCAGACUUACGGAUUCGCUCAUGUAACAAGUGAUGCUAUUCAGAUUCAUUUUACAGGAAGUCAUCAUUGGGUGACUUCAACCUGCUUUGGCAAACAAGUACAACUAUACGACAGCAAUGCUGGCCUACACUUGUCUCCUUGUAUGGAAACACAGCUGGCACAAAUUUAUCAAUUGGCUCACAAAGACAACAUUCUCAUGGUAGAACAAAUGCCAGUGCAACAGCAACAAAAUGAUAAAGAUUGCGGGCUAUUUGCAAUAGCAUAUGCAUUUCAUGCAGCUCUAGGAGAUGAUGCAACCAUCAAGCAUUUUGAUAUUUCCAAAAUGCGACAACAUCUGAUUUACUGUUUGGAUCGAGAGGAGCUCUCACCUUUUCCAAUGGAAGAAGACAAGCCAUUGGAAACAUGUGACAGAAGUCACUUUUAUAUUUCUCUGUACUGCACGUGUUUGUUGCCAAAGACACAUGGCAAGAUGGUAGAGUGUUACGUCUGUGAAAACUUGUAUCAUGACAGAUGUGUCACAUUGUCAGGUAGUGAGCCUUGGAUUUGCGCUAAAUGUAGAUAAAUGUCUUGCUAUACACAGCUUCAGUAUUAAUUUGUUCAAUUAAUACAUCAACUUUAAAUAUACAAAGUUGAA
Molecule: messenger RNA, 1777 nt
Organism: Corticium candelabrum
Lineage: Eukaryota; Metazoa; Porifera; Homoscleromorpha; Homosclerophorida; Plakinidae
Exons: 3
Coding region: 698-1705 (335 amino acids)
Biological process (GO): proteolysis
Molecular function (GO): cysteine-type peptidase activity
Source: RefSeq, a predicted model, not a curated record